Dipodomys spectabilis (banner-tailed kangaroo rat) is the source of this 1655-nucleotide messenger RNA. It is a transcript of the gene Dapk3, whose product is annotated as death associated protein kinase 3. The transcript is spliced from 9 exons. Gene Ontology annotation, molecular function: ATP binding; protein serine/threonine kinase activity. Gene Ontology annotation, cellular component: cytoplasm; nucleus. The record is from RefSeq and is a predicted model, not a curated record. Bases 205 to 1569 code for a protein of 454 amino acids. Lineage: Eukaryota; Metazoa; Chordata; Mammalia; Rodentia; Heteromyidae. Gene Ontology annotation, biological process: positive regulation of apoptotic process; protein phosphorylation; intracellular signal transduction.
GAGGAGCUGGGGGCGGCCAGCGAGGCAGCCGGGCCUGCGGAGCGCGGGGCCCGUGCGCGGUGCGGGCGGUGUCGGGCCCAGCUCGGUGGACAGAGCUGCGGGUGGGGGACCCCCGAGCUCCCCGGGUCCCCGUCCCCAGGCCGCCGCGACCGCGCCCCCCCCACCGCCCCUGGAGCCCAGGCCGGCGAAGGCGAGCGCGCCGCCAUGGCCACGUUCAGGCAGGAGGACGUGGAGGACCACUAUGAGAUGGGCGAGGAGCUGGGCAGCGGCCAGUUUGCCAUUGUGCGCAAGUGCCGGCAGAAGGGCACGGGCAAGGAGUACGCCGCCAAGUUCAUCAAGAAGCGCCGCCUGUCAUCCAGCCGGCGGGGCGUGAGCCGCGAGGAGAUCGAGCGCGAGGUGAGCAUCCUGCGGGAGAUCCGGCACCCCAACAUCAUCACGCUGCACGACGUCUUUGAGAACAAGACGGACGUGGUGCUCAUCCUGGAGCUCGUGUCCGGCGGGGAGCUCUUUGACUUCCUGGCCGAGAAGGAAUCGCUGACCGAGGAUGAGGCCACGCAGUUCCUCAAGCAGAUCCUGGACGGCGUCCACUACCUGCACUCCAAGCGCAUUGCCCACUUUGACCUCAAGCCUGAGAACAUCAUGCUGCUGGACAAGCACGCGCCCAGCCCCCGCAUCAAACUCAUCGACUUCGGCAUCGCCCACAAGAUCGAGGCUGGCAACGAGUUCAAGAAUAUCUUUGGCACGCCUGAAUUUGUGGCUCCUGAGAUUGUUAACUACGAGCCCCUGGGCCUGGAGGCAGACAUGUGGAGCAUCGGAGUCAUCACCUACAUCCUCCUCAGUGGCGCGUCCCCGUUCCUGGGGGAGACCAAGCAGGAGACCCUGACCAACAUCUCUGCUGUGAACUACGACUUUGAUGAGGAGUACUUCAGCAGCACCAGCGAGCUGGCCAAGGACUUCAUCCGCCGCCUCUUGGUCAAAGACCCCAAGAGAAGGAUGACCAUCGCCCAGAGCCUGGAACAUUCCUGGAUCAAGGCCAUCCGGCGGCGCGCGGUCCGCAGCGAGGACGGCGGGCGGCGCGCGGAGCGGCGGCGCCUGCGCACCACGCGGCUGAAGGAGUACACCAUCAAGUCGCACUCGAGCAUGCCGCCCAACAACUCGUACGCCAACUUCGAGCGCUUCUCCAAGGUGCUGGAGGAGGUGGCGGCGGCCGAGGAGGGGCUGCGCGAGCUGGAGCGCGGCCGGCGGCUGUGCCGCGAGGACGUGGAGGCGCUGGCGGCCAUCUACGAGGAGAAGGAGGCCUGGUACCGCGAGGAGAGCGCCGGCCUCGGCCAGGACGUGCGGCGGCUGCGCCAGGAGCUGCACCGCGCCGAGGCGCUGCGGCGCCAGGCGCAGGAGGAGGCCCGGGCGGCGCUGCUGGGCGCCGGCGGCCUCAAGCGCCGCUUCAGCCGCCUGGAGAACCGCUACGAGGCGCUGGCCACGCAGGUGGCGGCCGAGGUGCGCUUCGUGCAGGACCUGGUGCGCGCGCUGGAGCUCGAGCGGCUGCAGGGCGGCGAGUGCAGCCUCCGCUAGCCGGGCCUCGCCGGCCCGGCCUCCACUAGCCCUGCCUCUGCCGGCCGGGCCUCUGUCGGGCCUCCGCCAGCCCGGCCUCCGCUAGC